ACUACCAUGUUAUCGUUCAAAAUAUCGAUUGUGUUUUUUUGUUUGAUAGCUCUUUGCUACUGUGACACAUCAACUGAAAGGAAAAAGAAAUACCAUCAUAAACAUCUAUUCUUUCACGAGUUUCAUUAUUUACUAUUCUUGGCGUUGAAGGUAAAGUUUUUCCUUGUACUUGGAACCAUUUGGGCAUUCUCGAUAUUUUUUGGAAAAGUGUUCGCUGCCAUCAAACUAGCUGAAUAUAUGAAAAAAAAUUACUAUCACGACGAUCACCAUGAAAAAAUAGUAUACGCACCUUCCCAUCACGAGUCAUUCGAAUACUCAGGACCGUAUGGUAAAUCUUACUCCAGUGGUUCUUUCCCGGAAUUUUCGAUUGACCACCAUCCUGGAAGUGAUUUCACGCAGGAUUUUUCACCUCCGGACUCCUAUCCAGCAGAAAAUUAUGGAGCUAGUGCUCCAGGUGACGGUUAUGACCCCUCCCGUACUGGAAACACCGGCAGAAGCGAUGACGGAAAUGGUGGGGGUAUUUUCGAAAGUCUAAGCACCUUUUCACGUAUUGUCAGAAAGUUGAACACAACUGACGUGAUAUUUAGAGACAUGCACUUGAGCAGUGACGAAUGUAAGAGAAAAUUUGUUUGCGAGGCGGAGUUUAAUGUCAGGCAAAGCUACAUACUCAAAGCUGCCUAUGAUUUAUUGAGUGAUGACUCCUACCAAAAAUACAAGCAAAAUGAAACGAUUACGACGAUAGAUGACUGCGGAAAGCUAAAUCCAACAUGCCAUGAAGAUACGACAAGGUAGUAAGUCGUACUUUGUCACUAUGAAAAUUCCUAUAAAAACAGAUGCCGGGUAUGAUGGAAUCAGAACAGCGUAAGAUACAAAACUGUCUUGGAGCCAACUAGAUUCCAUUAGGACUAUCUAUUAAUUUAUUAUUAUUUAUAUAUUAUUUAUUUCAACAGUGUUCACAAAAUACAUUUUGGGAACUAUACAUUAAGUAGAACACUCUUGCAAAAUCCAACACAUGAGACUUCUUUUUUCAAUAGUUUGAUAUCUCACCAAUGACGGAACAUAGAAACAUUCUCAUCUACAUACACAGACCAUCUGACUGUUAUAUACCAGACGAAGAAUCCACCAAAAGAAGAAAAACUUUCGACAAACUGAACUUAAACUAAUACUUGAAAUCAGACGCAUAGUUGAAUAUCAAUAGACUGACUACUUACAACUUCAAAGUCUGUCAACUUUCUACUGCAUAAGCUUCCUUUUAAUUAACAUUUACGUUUGGAAACAUUACCGAUAUCCUCAUUUAAUGAUUCUUGCGAAUGUAUCUUUCUAUCAACUGCUUAGUUUUUCCGUUUCUAUAUAACUGACAGCUUAAGUGGAGAAUAUAAAUGAGUCAUAAUAAAAUAGCAAUAUUAACUUACUAUAAGAAAUUAAUUUUCAAAUAUUUAUAUUAUGAUGGAAUACGGCUUGUUAAAAACAUUCUAUUUAUUGAAAACUAACAUAACCUAUUACCUAACUUUAACCUAACCUAACCUAUCCUAACCUAACCUAACCUAACCUAACGGAAACUAACCUAACUUCUAAUCUGUCCAUUCCUUGAGACCGACGGUCAAAAAAUGUGCAAAGAAUCACAUUAUAUGACAGAAAAUGAAAGACGGUUACAACAAUGACAGAUUGACAGAACAAAUAAUUGAAAAGUUUGACGGGCAUAGAAUCACAUGACAAGACUAAGGGAAACACAAAGUUAUAGACGUGUUGAAUAUAUUAAAAAUUGCGAUUGGAAAGAGACUAAUAAAGUUGACAUAAAUGUUUUGACAGUAACUAGCUCGAGGAGAAAUUGACGAACAAACAUAAGAAAAUUAAAAUGAAAUUUUUCAACUAGAUGAAAAAAUGUAAUGUGUAAAUGCAAUUUGAAUAUUGUU
This is a messenger RNA of Leptinotarsa decemlineata (Colorado potato beetle), 1913 nucleotides long. RefSeq lists its product as uncharacterized. Lineage: Eukaryota; Metazoa; Arthropoda; Insecta; Coleoptera; Chrysomelidae. The record is from RefSeq and is a predicted model, not a curated record.